Messenger RNA from Danio aesculapii, 1935 nucleotides. RefSeq names its product coiled-coil domain containing 137 (gene ccdc137). The transcript is spliced from 6 exons. The coding region runs from base 92 to 826 and encodes 244 amino acids. The record is from RefSeq and is a predicted model, not a curated record. NCBI's taxonomy places the organism in Eukaryota, Metazoa, Chordata, Actinopteri, Cypriniformes, Danionidae.
CCGCGGCGCAGAAGAAGACUGGAGCAACAGACACGCGACACAUGAGUUUACAGUCAACUGGGGAAAACGCUGUUUACACAAGAAAUACACAAUGAAAACAGAAAAACAACUCAAACAGAAGAAUGAUAAACAUUUCAGUAAAAAGAAGUCAAAGAAAAAUGCAGACCCUGGAUCAGACGACCACCUCAAUCAGAUUCCUCAUCGAUUACGAGAAAUCAUGAAGAGUAAAGAAAGGAUGAAACAGGGCUUUAAAAAGAAGAAAAAAGACUCAAAGCCGAAGAUGCUCUCGGGAGAUAUUCCUGUCCCGCACUUCCGCAGAAGGCAAAGGGAGUCCGAGAAGGCUUACGUCCGCCGCAUGACAGAAGAGGCGGAGCACGUCCUCUUCCUCACAAACAACCAGGUGGAGCGACAUCCGGAGGUGGAGCUAAAGAAAGAGGAGGAGCCGACGGGGGAAAAGAAAUCUGCUAAAAAGAAAUGGGAUAAAUUCAAACUACAGCAGCAGAAAAAGAAGUUAAACCAGCAAGCGGAACGUGACGAGGAGGAGAUGUUUAAAGAUGAGGUACAAUUUGGAGAAGUGGCCAUGGCACCUCCAUCACUGAGCGUCAAACCAAAGAAAGCCACAGUCAAGCCUCAGGGGGCAUCAAAAGGUCUUCUCCUGAGCUCCCUCCUUGGCCACAGCUCUGUGUCGGUGAACAAACCAUCGAUGGCGAGGAAGAGGAUGAUGGAGGAAGAGCGUGAGAGGGUAGUGCAGCUGUACAGACAGAUGAAGCAGCAGAAGCAGAGACACAAACCUGAGAGGGACAGCGGUGCCACAAACUCUACAUGAUGCUCUGAUUCUAUCACUUUGUAUUGCAUAUUUGCUUCAUCUCUACUGGUUCAAAUCACCAUAUUGAAGACAUUUCUGGUAACAUAUUUACAAGUGGGUGUAGCAGAACUGUGUAUAAGACAAAACCACACUUUUAUGUAAUGCACUGUGAUGCAUUUGGCCUAUAAAAACAAAAAAAUGCUGCAAUGGUUUAUUUCUAUUGCACUUGACACAUUCUGCAUUGUAUAGAAGCAUCUGCAUGGGUGGAGAUUAAUAGGUAAAUAGUUUGUUUAAUAGCAAUAAUGCUCAAUUUAAGUCAAGUUCAAAUUAAUGAGCAGUUCUAUAAAAUUAGCAGUCUUGUUCAGUCAGUUUAAUGCUGUUUAAUGAGAAUGAUUGAAUGUGGUUACAGCUUUUUCUCAGAUAAUACAUUCAUACUGAGCUUAGGGAUCUGUUGUAUCAGUAUUUGCUGAUUUUAAAGAGCUGCUUUGAGGUUGUUUAUGAGUGCAGAUGUACCGUCUCAUCUAGAUGUGAGCCUAAUGAAUUGCAAUAUUAUAUCUCAUGUACACUAAAAAAAUGAUUCAUUGGAUUUACUCAAUUUUUUUUAAGGUAAGGGGUUGCAAACAUUUUAUUUAAGCUGAAUUUAAACAAUUAAGUUAAACAUUAUUAAAUAUUACUAAUUUACUAAUUACUAAAAGUUGUUUGCUUUAAUUCAGCCCAUAUACAUUGUUUGCAACAAGUUUGCUAAAUUAUUUUUUAUCUUAUUGUAAGAUGAGCAGACUUAUUUAUCUGAUGCCUUAUCUAAAGUUAGCAGUUGAACUGUAGACAACAGAAUAAAUAUUAAAGGGGCUUGGUAUGACCAUUUGGGGUAAAACAGCUUUGUUUUCGACAUCUGGUUUAAGGUCUGCAUAAAAAUAGUGGAAAAUGUAAACUCAAAAAUUGCUUAAAUGCAUUUUCUGAGAGAUGUCAAAAGAAAAAAACAGAAGAAUUAAUAAUAAUAAAGCAAGAAGAGAAGAUAUUUUUUCUUUCUCAGGCAUUUGUCUGUGUUGCUCUUGGGUUUUUGUUUUUCACAAUAUCAGAAUUCAUCACAAUCUAAAAUCAUCUGUAUUCUGCACACACUGAAUAAAGUGUUG